UGGCGCGUCGUGUCGCUCGUGCGUGAGAAGAAGGUCAUUGCGGCGUCAUGAAUACGGAUGGAGAGUCGUCUCAUAUCUCCUCCUCUGCCGCUGAGAGGUCAUCGCCGAGUCUGACGAAUGGCUUGUUGUGGGAAUCGCCAUCGUCUAGAUCAUUGCCGUCCUCCUCCUCCUCUUCCUCCUCCUCCUCCUCCACCUCAUCAUCAUCAUCAUCAUCGUCAACGACCUAUCAGCAAAGAGCCGCUGUAGUGGAAAUGAGAGGGAAUGCAGGAGGAGGUAGGGGGGGAGGAGGGCGAGGAGCAGGAGGAAGGGAAGGAGCAGGCAGGGGACAAGGAGUAGGAGCGGUAGUAAAACGUGGGGGAGGAGAUGGGAGAGGAGGAGUAGGAGAAAGUGGAGGAGGAGAGAGAAGAGAGAGGGAAGAGAGAGGAGAGAGAGGAGAGAGGGAAGAGAGAGCACAGAGAGGACAGAGAGGAGACGAGGGAAGAGGAAACAUAGAGGAGAGAGGAGGAGGAAGUAGAUUGAAGACCGAUCGGCAAUCUCCGAGGGAGCUCAGUGCUGACGUGGAAAGGCCACGUCAUCGUCGACGUUGGGGGUGUCAAUUUCACAAAUGGCAUGGCUGUGUGAUCAGCCUCAAGCAGAUCACGACCAUGUGGAAAGAUCUUAUCUUGAAGGCGAUAUUUUGGCGGGAAAUCGUUUGGCACGACAUAGGUUGGCGCCAUUUUCGUGUGCUCGUGUUGAUUGCCUGGCUGCUUGCGUGGGUAGCUACAGCAGCGAUUGCCAUUAGCUAUGUUCAUCAGGCAGAGGACAAAAAGAGGGUGGAGACAGUAAGGAGGAGGUGUUUUGAAGUCGCAAGCGGAAUUGGGCACAGGUUCCAGGUGGCUGUUGGGAGUGCAGAGACGUUUAGAGAGGUAAUCCAAAUACACAAAUGGAAGACCGACCACCUGUGGAUGAAUGUGGUCAGGUUCUUGAAUAUAUUGGAAGUGACAAAGUGGUCUAGACCUCAUGCUUCCAGAGUGCUAUACACCGAGAUCGUCUCAGACAACGAAAGGGAAGCAUAUGAGAUCUCCUCAGGCGUACCAAUACUGGAUUCAAAUCUUCAUCCCGCCAAGCCAAGGGAGACCUAUAUGCCCGUCGAUCUAUUCUCCCUAGAGAUGUAUUAUGCUCAAGGCCUCGAUAUGCUAACAGUGUCCAGCAUGUCUUCUUUCUUCUCUCUGGCAUCUUGGGGUGGUAGGGUUACAUCCCAGCCCUACUUUAUCGACUCCCAACGAUAUAACAGAGGUUUCUUGAUGGCUACCCCUGUUUUUGCCGCGGAUGUUAAUGACCGCACGAGCUCUGGAGAGUAUAAGCCCAAGGUCCGUGGUGUCUAUCUCAUGGAAUUCAACAUGUCCGGGUUCUUCAUGGAGUACUUAAGCGAUGCCGAUCCACGUGGCACUCUGACAGUUAGAGCGUACAACCUUACUCGCCUUCCGGGCAAUCAUACGUCCUCCGAGGGUCCAUCGAUGACCAACAACUCGACGGAUACCCAAUCUUCGACGGAUACCCAAUCUUCAAACUCAUCAAGGGAGCGGUUCAAUGUAUCUUCAUUUUGGCGGGAAGAUCUUCUUUUCGAGCCCCUCAGUGACACCUCUCGACCGGGAUCGGCCCCCGGUUAUGACGUCGCCAUAGCUGUAAAUGUCAGUUUCCUUCCUUUUAUGGAGUUGAGGUGCUAUCUCGGUAAUGCCGAGUAUCAUUUUCGUGUGUUGGUCUGGAGCCUCGUCAUCGUCUCCAGCGUCGUUAUUAUCAAUCUGCUGUUAGCUCUUUACCUUCAGGUCCACAAGCUGCGGGAUGCCAUAGCCAUUCUCAAGAGCCAACACAAAGAGCUGGUGCUGGUGGCAGACGGUCUUCAGAAGCAAAUGGAUGUCAGAGACGGCUUCCUGUCUGUGAUGGCCCACGAGCUUAUGACUCCCGUUCUCGGCCUUGUGGGCAUGCUCACUCUCUUAAGUGAUAUGCAAUUCGAAGAUGCGCAGAACGACAUAGUGUCAGAGGUGUUGUCGUCCGCCCAAACUCUUAUGAGGAUGAUGCGGAACAUUGUCGACUUCACAGAGAUCCAGGAGGGAAAGGUUGGAUUGACUCCCUCGGUGUUUGAUAUUCGGGAGUGCUUGGACGAAAUGUUGGAGAUGUUUGCCGAGGAGAUGCGGGACAGAGGUCUUGUUGAAGUAGGCGUGUUUGUUCACGAAGCGAUUCCACAACUCCUGGUUGGGGAUGUAGACCGACUUCGACAGGUUUUGGGAAUCUUGAUGAGCAAUGCAGUAAAAUACACAAAUCAAGGUCACGUGUUUGUCUGUGCACGUACGGAGAUAAAGGAUUUGGAUCGGAUGGGGAGUUCAGAGAAUGAAGACGAUUUUGAAGACGAAGCAACGGCGGAUGAUCCCAGCAGCAGCUCUGGAAAAGAGAAAUCACGAAGGCACAGGAAAUCGUCAGUUUUGAGAUCCAUCAGGCAGCGAGGUCGGGCGCAUUCCGCCCAAGAUGUCUUGGAGAUGGUUUCUCACAAAGAACUUGUGCGAGAAGCACGAAGAUACUCUGAAAGGGUUCCCCGAAGACAUUCGACGAUCGCUAAACUUGAACCAGCCGCCGCAGAAAAGGGGCCCGCGGAAAAUAAACCGCUUGGUGUUGUGAAAGAGGACGAUAACGAUUCCGAGGACGAUGGAGGAGGAGAAGGGACUUCAAUGACCUUGAGCAGAAAAAGAGUCCCCUUAAGCAUUAGCAGCUGGUGCAACAUAGAACCAUACGUCACGCCAGGGUCGCUUACCUAUGCAGCGAAACCUGGCUCAGCCAAGAGGGGUUUGAUGUGGGUUAUCAUCUCUGUAGAGGACACAGGAGUCGGGGUACCACCAGAGAGAUUGGAUGCUAUCUUCCGCCCGUUCAGCCAAGAGUGCCGUCCAUGGAAUUUGCGGCGCCACGCAGGGAUGGGAAUGAGUCUUUCGGUCUCACACUCUCUGGUUAAGGCAAUGGGUGGCGAUAUCAAUUGCGUGACCAUGCCAGGCAUGGGUUCCGUGCUGCAAAUGCGGCUUCCGUUCCGGGUCGCUGUGUCGAAGCGGUUCCAGUUGAGCAGACACAGUCAGGGAGGAAACGACGGGGAUCACGGGGUGGCGGCAGCCGGCGGCAUGGGAUCCCGAUAUAUGUUGAUGCCAACGGACAGGUCAAAUUUUUCAUUGGUAGGCGCCAAAGUGCCGAAUGCGCUCAUGUCUGAGGUUUCUGAAGGCCGCGAGCUUCUCUGCGGAAUGUGUGUGUGCUUGGUAGACGACAAUGUGGUGCGGAGAAAUGUCGUCCUCUACUUCUUGCGAAGACUUGGAGUGCGUUCCUUGCGUGUCAAAGACAUGGAGCAGGUUCCUGUCGCAUAUGAGCACGCUUUGGCGCGUGAAGCGGGGAACAAGAAUGCUCGGCCUGCACGGCCGUCUGCUGCCGCCGCCGCUUCAGCAUCCUGCCCCAAUACUCAACAAUCCACUUCGCUUUUGGAAGGAAUUUUCGUCGUUCUUGCCGACGGAGACUUCCUUCUGAGUAAGAAUGCUUACGUUAGGAACUGGCGGAAUUUCGUGUUGCUGCAGUUGAGGGUCAAGGUCGCGCUCCACGGUCGGCGAAUGGAAUCUGAGCACCUUCAGAUGGCAGCGAUGUGCUUGAACAAGGAGGUGCAGGGGAUGGCUCAGAAGUCCGGAUUCCAGAAUUCAAUCUUGAAACCGCUGACGACGAGGUCCUUGAUGUUGUUCCUCGUGCACAUUGUUUCGAAUGCAAAAGGCGAUCCCUUGGCAACCAUAAGAGAUGCUCUGAUGGAAACAGGGAGAGCAGUAACACCCAGAUCAGAGGGUGCCGGUACCUCAGCUGAACAGGGAGGCUUGCCGUCCGAGGGCGCGCAGCCUGUGGGAACCGCAAUGAGGGAGCGGCGGGCCUCAUUUGUUAGCGGAGUUAACAGUAGACGGUCUUCCUUUCUGGUGUCAGGCGUACCAAAACCAGGCAGCAAGGGUGGCAUUCGCCGGCUGUCGGUUCCUGACAGAAGUUGGCCCAUAGCUGAAGGGGACUCUGGCAGACGACCUUCCUACAUGGACGGGCCAAGUUUCAAACGACCCGGCUCAGGCAGACGAGCUUCCAGUAGCGAUGCAAGGAAAAGCUUCUUCACAGAGCUCAUACGAGGCGGUUCCUUGUUGUCUCCGGAUGCAAGCGUGGAAUCUAACUUGAAGGUGAUGAGGGGAAUGAGAGUACUCGUGGUGGAUGACAUGUAUACUGAUCGGAAGGUUGCCGUCAAAGUUAUGGAAAAGUAUGGCAUGUUGGCGGAGGCCGUUGACGCGGGUGCACUUGUGCUCAAGAGGCUGAGCCCUCCGCACGAUGUCGACUUUGUCGUGAUGGACCUCAAGAUGCCAGAGAUGGACGGUUUUGACACAGCAAAGGGGAUCCGUACGAUGGAGUCGGAUGCUCCAAAGACGUUGCAGAAACGUGUACCAAUAAUUGCAUUGACGGGGGACCUAGAAUCAGGAAAACGUUGUCUUGAGUGCGACAUGGACGGGUACAUUACAAAGCCAAUUGACACAGAAAAAAUAAUGCAAAUAUUUCAAUUUGUGAUAUCGAGUCUACUGACCAGGACGCAUGUUAAUCGAUCAUGAUAUUCGGUGUUUCCACUAACCCAUUAUUACGUUCUUUUAAUCUCGGCAGCAAAAUUCCCUACCUCCCCCAUUCCCCCCCCCCCCCCCCCCCCCGCCGAGCACCCUCCCCCCCUUCCCCCCUUGCCAGUCCUCCCUCUUCCCCCUUGAAAGGGUCCUUUCAAUGGCUUUCAUGUCUUUCUUCAUGCCUCCCCCCCCCCCCGCAAAGAGUAUGUUGGAAGUUUUUCCUCAUUGAUAUAUAUCAAAUUGACAAAUUGUCAAUUAAUAUUUAUUAUUUUUAUAUAUUAAUGGUAUGAUAAAUGUGUUAAGGAUUU
Chara braunii is the source of this 4939-nucleotide messenger RNA. Lineage: Eukaryota; Viridiplantae; Streptophyta; Charophyceae; Charales; Characeae. The record is from the annotation of a GenBank genome assembly.